Zootermopsis nevadensis is the source of this 2098-nucleotide messenger RNA. Its product is annotated as ERI1 exoribonuclease 2. The record is from RefSeq and is a predicted model, not a curated record. Lineage: Eukaryota; Metazoa; Arthropoda; Insecta; Blattodea; Termopsidae. Gene Ontology annotation, molecular function: nucleic acid binding; 3'-5'-RNA exonuclease activity.
GUUAUUUCAUAUGCUUUGCCGAGCAUGUCAUUGUUGUUUUGAACAGUGUUUAUAACAUGAAGGUUAUCUGUGGUUUCUAAAUUAGGACUAUGCUGGGUAGAAUUUUGCCUGCAAGAUAGGCACUUGUGACAGGUCUUCUUCUAUUUUUCCUCAGUUCCAACUAGCAAAUGUCGUAGUACCUUUAGAUAGGGCAUGAGAUAUGGCAGCUUACUUAAAGUUUUUACCAUCACAUUGAAUGCCAUAUGAGUACCAAUUUUAGUCUUUUUAAACAAAAAGUUUUUAAAAAUUCGAAUUCUUUCGAGCAAGAAAUUCAAAGGAAAUUAAAUAUUGGGAAUAUGUGCUAUCAGGGAUUCCCCAUCUUCUGUUUAUAAACAUAAAGAUUAAAUUAUACAUGUUUAUAAUUUACCUGUUUUGUAUGGCAUCUUUCAUUAAGGGAAGUAUGUAGUUUGAGAGUGAAUGAGAAUAAAAUACUGAGGAGAUUCAUCAGACUUAAGGGACAGGAACUGCUCAAGAAGGAUGCUGAUCCACAGAGUUAUUCAGUAAAUAACACAAGAAUUAAACUUGGACAUGGUUUAGUGUUUAUUGGUCUGUUCAUAAAUGAGAGGGAGCUGGACCUCAUGGAAACAGUGUAUGUGAACAGAUCCAGAAAUGCUAAACAUCUCACACUACAGUCAUUCCAGUUUCUGAUUGUAAUCGAUUUUGAAUCUACAUGUUGGGAUAACAAUAGGGAUGGAAAACAACCUGAAAUUAUUGAAUUUCCUGCUGUGUUACUCAAUGUCAGGACAGGAAUUAUAGAAGAAGAAUUUCAGCAGUAUGUUCUACCAGUUGAAAAUCCUAUCCUUAGUGAUUUCUGUGUUAAGUUAACUGGAAUAAAACAAGAUGAUGUUGAAAAUGGAAUGCCAUUGCAUACCUGUCUUUCCCUUUUCUGUUCUUGGAUUAAAGAAAUAUCUAAGAAGAGAAAAUUGGUAUUUCAUACAAAUCAGAAAAACAGUGAUGCAGAUGCAAGAAAUAUUUGCACAUUUGUUACAUGGUCAGACUGGGACCUAUCUGUAUGUCUGCACAAUGAAUGUAGGAGGAAGCAGCUCUGCAAGCCCAAAUUUCUGUGUCAGUGGAUUGACCUCCGAGCUACCUACAGGAAGUUUUACAAGAGAAGACCACAAGGUCUUCGUGGUGCAUUGUCAGAACUUGGUCUACAGUUUGAGGGUCAGGAACACUCGGGUCUAUGUGAUGCUUACAACACUGCCCAUCUUGCUUGGCGCAUGGUACAGGAUGGAGCAAUCCUCAAAAUUACCAAAGUCCUUCAGACAAACAAACAAGCGUCUUGGACUCCUUCAAAGGUUGACAAAUAAUAAUAUGCAAAGACAAAAUAAAUUGAUUUAGUAAUAGUAUAAGGCAGAAAGAAAAAUGUACUCAAAACCAGACUUAGAAAAUUAUUCUAAAACAUGUAAGGGCAAUUAGCUUAAUUAAUUAAUUUGAUAUAAAUGCAUCAGAUGGAAGGGAAAUUUUCUGUUAGGUUACUUUGAUGAUGUAUGAAAGAAACAGAGAAGUGGUCAGAUCAAAAGGAUUUGCUUUAAGACGGGCAUAUCAACUGGAUCAACAGUCACCUUUUAUCUUGAUGAUACACACAUGUAAGGUAGAUGCUGGUAGUUGAGUUGUGCUGUGAAUUUUAAUGUUUAUUUUUCACAAGUUCCUAAUAUAUGUUACAGUUUGUGCUUGCUUUAAAUUUUUUAACUUUGUAUGGUAAUAUGUGGAUCAGUUUAAGACAUCCUUAGCUGUUAGAAUGCAAGUAAAGUGGGACAGAUUUUGAAAAUCUAGCAAGAAAAGUCAAGACAAGUGGACUAUUUACAGUGUGUGUAAAGAUAUUAGCAUCCUGAACAUUUCAGUAAUAUGAAUGUCCACAAAGCACAAUACACAACAGCACAAGCACUGAAUAUGAGAUCCCACUUGUACAAAAUCACCACACAUACACAACACAAAAACAUACAGUAUAUUCUCUCAUAAACUGAAAGACUGACAUGUAGUUUUCAAGAAAGUGAAGUUUAAACCUUAAGCUGUAUUUCAUAGCCAAAAUUAACAGAACAAAUUCAUGUCAGUGUGA